This is a messenger RNA of Porites evermanni, 4525 nucleotides long. The record is from the annotation of a GenBank genome assembly. Lineage: Eukaryota; Metazoa; Cnidaria; Anthozoa; Scleractinia; Poritidae.
GAAAUCGUCUCCUCUCUAGUGACUACCGGGCAAAGUUUGCAAAGGACGGACACAUGCAUACACACAAGUCCGACGCAGCGAAUGAUCAACGUAAUUUCUAGUACAGGCGGUGUUGUCACUGAGAAGAAUAUCAAACUGGUUUUCCCUCCUGGAGCAGUAGAAAAUCCUGUGUCUGUAAGCAUUUCGUUAGAGGAUCCUUCCAGAUACUAUGGCCUUAUUGUUCAAAACAGUCUUGAAAAUGACGUCAUAAUUGGUGCACCCGUCAUUCGCCUUGAACCGGACGGUCUCUCGUUCAAGAAACCUGUCACACUGACCGUGAAAUUUGAAAUAGGCAAUUUUACUUGCAGUGAUAUUGUUAUUUUGAAUGGAAGGGAGGAACGUAGUAGAAUGAUCACCUGGGAAGAUGUCACUCCUUACUCGGUGGCCACGACGCUUGAUAAGUCAAAUGCUGAAGUGCACAUUAAAAUGGAACAUUUCUCAAUCAUUGCUAUUUUGUUAACUGUGGUAAGAUUCACUCAGGUUCGCUUGCUGACUAGGUUUAACUUAAUGUCAUUUCACUACACCUUAUCAGUGUGGCUUAACGACAACUCCGUGUCUCCAAAAAGCGACGAGCUUGCCUUGUUGUUCGUGAGCCAAGAUGUCUACCAUGAACAGUUCUAUGAGAAGCAAGAGGUUUCCGCUAUGAUAGAACUGAAAAAUAAAGGAUUUAGAAAACUACAUGUACGUCCUAUGAAUGAUCACGAAGAAACUGGCAUCUUUAACAAUGAACGUCUUCAUAUAUCAAUCUACCUAGGAGAGGACUACAAUCUGGCUGGCAGACAGCAUGAAAUUACCAGCGAUUUCCAGGUGGAUUCGUAUGUUUGGUGGAGCAUGGGCUACGUCGUUCCAAUUUCACUGGAAAGAAGUAUGAAAGACGUUAGGAUUGCUUGUGGUACAAUCACUGUUAAAGGAGCGUUUGGCCACAUUAGUGUGAGGAAAUUCUGCGAAGUUGGUGGGUUAAACGGGAUUACUUUUCUCCCUGUUUUCUACGUUACUUCGUCCUCCGCAAGAACGUUUUUUAGCAUAUAGGGCCAUGCAUCCUUACCCUCUGCAGUGCAUGUUCAGAAAUCGGGCAUUCUCGCGCUACCAAAUUGCCCCUCCCCAAUUCUUCCUUACCUAUGAAACGCCCGCCAAGCAGGGUGCCAAUGUCUCAAGUAAGACCAUGUGGCGGGGUCACCUCUGAUAUGUGAAUUUCACCAAAGUUAUUUUUAGACCAAUUAAACCCUUGAAAUUGACCGGAAGUUGGUUUCUGGAGAUAUCCACAAAUUUUUCUUCAGUGGUGUCAGGAAAGAAUAACGGGAUAUGAAUUUUUGGUGUCUUGCCAUUACAAUAGCUCCAUUGUUUGCUUUGAGGCGGUUGCACUUGGACUUGCUGCUCAAAAAACCGAUUAAAAUGUGCGAACGUCCCAGGAAUUAGACUUCCGUUUAAUUUCAACCUUUAAAAAUAACUUCAGGGAAAUUCACAUGUCCUGGCUAACGCCCUAAGAUUCCUCUCUGUCCCACUGUUCUCUCUUAUUGUACAUGUAAUAGAUAAAUAUGGGUAACUCGGAUCACUCGUUUCCGUUGCUGUUGUCUAACGAGCAUAAAUAAAAUUCUCGCAGAUCUUUGCGGCUACGUAAGAAACCUUUUAAAGGUUCAUGGAGAAAUUUUUAACACUGUGCCGAUUGCACGCGUGCUUGAGAUACCAGAGGAGCUGAUCAACCAAGUUGUGAUGUCUCGGACGGGGGAUGACGAACAACUGAACAUAAUAUUGCAAGAAAGGUUGAGGGAGAACUUUAUGGCAGAAGACCUAACUUCACUCAGUAAAGACCUCGAGUGCUGGAGAAAGACAAAGCAAGGUUAGUCUUUAUAAUAGUGGAGCUCUCGCGCGCGAAGCGCGCCAGCGAAGCACUAUGGGUAAGAAAAUCUACCCAUCCGGGAAAAUUUGGAAAUCACGUGACCGUACACCGACCGCCCGCCCGCCCGAGAGACCGUCCGUCUGCACCACAGGCAUACCAGUGUAAAAUAACUCAAUCAACAGGUAUGGCAACCUAAAUGCAACUUGAGGUUAUUUUGGCGGGAAAUCGCAUAGCCACCGGCGUCUUGUAAAGCAGACACAACAAAAGAAUCAAUAAAGACGAAAACGGAAAGCGGAAAUUGUUUCUUUAUCCGGUUGUCUAAAGUAUUAAGCUUAGAUAAAUUGUCAUGUCCACAAAUUUGGAAUAUAGAGCAAGAGAAAGACAGAGAAAAAGUGGGCGGCAGACCAGCGAACCUCAACGAGAAAAAAGGCGACAGGGAUUUAGAGCGAGAGAUAAAAAACCGAAGGAGACAUUUUUUUUGGUUGGAAGAACAACAUGAAAAUGUUGUAGCGGUGGUGACAAAAUGAGAAAUGCUAGCGGCCACUAAUGCAAGGUGAAAAUGAGCGGCAGUGAAAAAAAGUGAACGGGAACACAUACGACAUUUCCUCCAUAAAACGUGUAACUAAGAAGUUUCUGGAAGUUUCACGUUGUAGGCGUGCAAAACAGCGGCAAAGAAAUGUACAAAAAAGUGUGCUGCACGUGCGAAGUUGCUUUUGCUAAUUAGACCUAUUGUUGUUUUCCGGCGUUGCAUGCCUUCGCCGCAUAGCAUUACACGAUUUUAUAUUUUGUUUGAACAAACUAUAAAUAUUAUCGAGAGCUUCGCUUUUAGCCCUGGCUAAAUCUAUAUAUUAACGCUUAAUCCUGUAUAAAUGGAUUUUGUGUGGCGGCUGCAGUUUGGUGGCGACGUGUAUGGUUUCCUUCACGAUCGCCAUCAUGUUUACCCAAUGACCUACGAAAUGGUCUCAUUGAAAAUGAUCCAUUUAAUUUCGUAAUGUCAUUGGGAAGUAAAACAUCCGUAUAAGAAAAAGACUUUUGCAAGGCUCUGUGGGCGGGGUGACUAAGGAAAGGCUAGAUUCUCUUUCCCUCCUACCCCUCAACACCUCCUCGUCUGCGGGUCCAAGGAGGGUUCUGGUAGGCUGUUUUAAUCCCUGAGGGAAGGACCUCUCUCACUCGAAAUUCGGAGUACCUCCUGAUCAAAAGAUUUUGAGGGGGCUUAAAUUCUUAAUUCCGGCGCUUAGUGUGCCCAUAUAUCCCGGUCACCUAUUUAUGCGAACAUGAUACAACCAAACCUGAUUUUAAUAAUGAUGUAACCUAUUAUAGAAUGGUUCCCAGAGUUAACCCAACAACACUUGAAUUCAAUAGAUUUCCCAAUCGUCAUGGCUUAUCGCCCGAAUUUAUUGUCACUGCAACCUCCUUUUGACCACUUUUUUAGAGUAGAUAAGCUGACUUCAGAUAGUGUGGAAACUUGCUUUAUGCUCUUGCCUUACAAUGAAUUAAAAGGUAGGCGCGUUCCACACGUAUCCAUUUUUAUUUGAAAACGGACGUUCAUUUUUUCUGUUUUCUGAAAAGUCCGCGUCCGCAUGGUGCGUUCUUUAAACCUUUUUGCCCGUCCACACGAAAAAGCGAAAGUUACUGAAAACGGUACCAUCUUUGGUGGGAGCAUACACAUUUAUCUGAGUUCGUGAUGUCAUCGUUUUCAAAACCUCCGUUUUCCAUUUGCACGGGUAAAGCAAGGCGGCGUUCUUAAAAAGAUGCGUUUACGGAGGACGAGCUUUUAAUGAAAAGACAAACUGCAAGGACUGUGACACAUAAAAGCAUCGCUGUACCCUUUUGAAAAUGGACUUCGUGAUUCCAUUUCUUUUUUUUUUUUUACUAUUACUAGGUUCAACUUACAACGUAACACAGCGGGGCCAGAUGCAUGUCAGACACUUGAGAGAAUAUGCAGCUAAGAUCUCGGGCUUGCAACGCACAGAUGCCAACUUAAUGAAGUAUUUUGCCGGUCAGAUCCAAUCUCUUUGCAACACACUGUUAAGGGACUGUUGCAUUGAGUUGGAAACUUCUGCGGAAGGUGUUGAAAGAGCGGCUUCAUCCAGCAGCUAUGUACACUAUAUGGAAAUUCAUCGACCUGUGCCCGAAGACAUAAAAGAGAGAUAUCCAGAGAUAUUCUCUUCACCAAAUGAGUCUAUCAAAGCUUUUGUGGCCGUUGUUCCUAACCUCAUUCAAAUCACCAAAGAAAUAUUUGCUGAGGAGGAAGUUUCAAAAGUACAAAAUGGCUUAAGGGGACUACUUAAAGAAACAAUAGAGCAGUUUGAUUUAAGUAUUCGAAAUGCUAAGAGAAACAACAAAGUCGGGCAGCUUGUUUAUGAUGUAAGCAGAAUUUUGGAGCUGUUGUGUCUGAAAAAUUGUGACCUGCCAUCAAUAGAAAUAAAGAAGUGGGGUGAAAACUUGGCAGUUCUCCACAUGCUGGAGGUAUUAAAGCCCUUUUACAAAUACUGCAAACAAGAUGUGAGGUUAUACAAGAGAUUAGAACUCUUUUCUGGACGCCUACGAGACAUCGUGUCCGAUCGAGUUGACAUAACCGAUGGAGUCAUCUUACGAGAUUUUUGCAACGUUUCACUGAGUCUCGUAAACUUCGCAAAGUUUGAUCCG